UGUUAAUGUACUGAUUUCACAGAAUCAGUUAAAUAUAAACAAACACAGUAUAUACUUAAAAACGACAAAUAAUUCAUUUAUAAAAGAAGUUCUUAAAUAUAUAUUGAAGAUUUAAUUAUCAGGCUAGAAAUUGAAAAUGACCGCCACGGAUAAUGAAUAUCCUAAAGCUUCUAGAGCAACAUUAAUCGGAGCAUCAAUUACUUAUGUGUCGGGUUUAUUCUUGCUCCUGUCUUUCGCCGGCCCAUAUUGGAUAGAAUCCUAUCCAGAAAUGUUUUCGUCUUUCAAGCAUAUGGGUCUGUGGGAAUAUUGUUUUGACCGAUUUCGCUUUCCUCAUUACCAGUUUGAUAAGUUGUUUCAUGGAUGUAAUUACAUAUUUAGUAAGGAGUAUUAUGUGAUCCGUGAAUGGCUGCUGCCAGGCUGGCUGAUGGCUGUUCAGGCCUUUGUUACUCUGGCAUUGAUACUGUCCUUCACCUCACAACUGAUGUUGGCGAGUGUGGUUAUUCGGAUGCCGUUAAGGACUGUGCUGAGAUAUGAGUGGGUGUAUGUAUCAUGUGCUACAGUGAUGGUAGCUAUGUCAAGUGCCUUUCUAUUUCUCGCUGUGGUUGUGUUUGGAGCGAAUUGUUACCGGCGAGACUGGCUGCUGUAUCCUUCGUUCAAUGUCCUUUCAUGGUCUUACGCGUUUGCUGUGAUCGCUUCUAUAUUGUUUGGUAUUGCAGCAGUGUUUUUGUUCUUCGAGGCCCGGAAACUGUACGAAUUGCGGCUGGAGGCUAAAAACCUGGUAGCACAGAUGCACCAUAGCCAGCCUGAACAUGCCCUGCAUCAGCUCCGCGACCAGUUGCAACAGCAACAACAACAGUUUGGCUAUUAUAGGAGUUAGAUUCAAAACACCACCUUUAAAAUACAAAGCUUAAUCCUAGCCAGUAUGCAUAAGAUUAUUGCUGAGUAAAAUAUUUCUUAUUUUUAUAAUACAGUAUGACUGGUACACUAACGAUACCUAAGGAACGUACUCGGCAGGUAGAUUUUUGUUUAAAUUAUGUAAUAAAAUUAGGUACUUAAUUAUCGCGCCGCGCGUGACUCUUUCGUGAGUCAAGCGCAAGCGCCGACAGGUCCGUAUGUCGGCCUUUUCACUUCCUACUUCUGCGCCCCGCGACUAGUCUGACAAUUUCGUGCGCGACCGUCCCAUGGGGUGACAGACGGUGGAGGGGACGGGGUGCUAAGAUGCCAGCGGGUAGCGGGUGGUCUUGCGGGGAAUAGAAACACGUGAGACUGCCAUAACCCGCUACCCGUUGACAUCUUAUUAUAUUACCGUCUGUCAUCCCGUGAGACGGUCGCGCACGAAGUUGUCGGACUAUAGAUUGUAUCCUUGCGUCCGCGUCUCCAAGCGUUGCAUAACGGAUUAUUUAACUAUCGGUUGAAUAUCCUGAGUCAAUUAAUAUUUUUUUUCAUAUAUGAUCGCCAAAUAUCACUUCCUCAGUGUAUCGUUAGUGUCUCUCCAUUCAUGCGUACAAAAAAGUGAACCAAACAAUUGAACAUAAGUUUAUAGAGAUUCAAUAGGCUUUUCUAGAACAUAGAGUACGCAAUUGAAAGGAGACGCUGUUAUACAUUAUGGCGUCUUUUUCACUAUUUGAACGUGCUAGAGCUUUAUACUAGCUACUUACGCACAUAAUAAAAUUUAGGUAAACCAGUUUUUAUGAGAUGACUUAACGCACACUGCCGAUUUCUAUAUGCAUUUUAUCGGAGUUUAUUAUUUAAAUCCAUUUUCUGUUUUUGCAAUGUCCAUAAAAGACCUAUGGAACAUUUAGAUGAUCUCUUUUUUUAAAUUAUUCAUGGGAUGAAGUAUUGAUUGGUUUUUAUAUGAAUGUGACAGAUAUGAGUCUCCUAUACUCUAUGGAUUUGGAAAUUAAGAUUGCCAUAUUGAAAUGCAAAUUCAGAAUAGAUUGACAGGUGAUAUAUUAUUUGAAUUUUAAAUAAUCUUAAACUAGAGAUCGGAUAUUGAAAUCGGCCGGUAGCAAUUUAUAAAAUAACAUGGAACUAUAAAGCCUACUAAUGAAUAAUUAUGUACAAAUACAUUUAUAAAAAUAUAUAUUUGACUUGUCUGCGAAUUUCUCGCGCUCUUUUUAAAACGAUUUUAAAGUAAUGCGAUUUCGAUCGGUUAGAUGGAACUACUUGUGUUGUGUUAUAUACUAAUGAUUUUAGAGCUUAGUUUGAACUUUGAUGUUAUGUGUUACUUAAAUGACUCACAAAACGUUUAUUUAACUUGAUUAUAAUAAGUAAAUUUUUUUUUUACAGACGAUUUUAAUAACAUUCCUUUUUCUGUCUAAUUCUAAGCUGUUUCAGAUCUCUUUAAACACAUGAAACCGAAAAAAUAUCGAAAAAUGGAUGUCUUUAUUCUUUGACUUCAUUUAGUUCAGAAAUUGACAACCCUAUCGUGUUCGUUAAAUAUUAUGUACUCUAACGUAAUGUAUGUAUCUGUAGAUAUAAUAUUUGCAUUUUUAUACCCAUUUGAUUCGAUUCUUUACAUAAUACCACGUAGUUUUCUCCUAAGUUAUGUUGUCUUUUUAUGAAUUUGUCAUAAAUAUUUCAUAACAUUUAUUUCGUAAAAUAUGCUCCCUGUUGUUAUUAUGAAAAUGUUUCACAGCAGAACUGUCAAACCGUGCGCCAAUAAAUUAUCUCAUACAAUCUAUGUCCAUACAAACAUAUAUUGUAAAUAAAAAUAAUUGGCUAGCGCUUAGCAGAAUGGAACCAGUCCACAUGUAAACUAAGCUGAGUAUUUGAGGUCCAAAGACAAAAGAUAGUUAUUGUUUUGUGACUUUCGGUAUAUUUUUUGUGGAUGUGUUUAAUAUCUUUGCUACAAAUUCGAGAAAUGAACUGGUUCCUUUUUAAAUUAGAAAUAUCGCAUAAGUUUUGUUCGGGGUGUUAAACAGUAAUUUUUUAUGAUUUGGUGGGCUGGUUCCUUUCUGCUAAGCGCUAGCCAAUUGUGGGUCGGAAAUCGAGAUAAAAACUAUCCUAUCUCUCAAGUUGCACUAAACUGCACUCCAUGAAGUAAUCCCCAUUAAAAUCCGUCUAUUAGUUUAGGAGUUCACUGGAAACAAACAGCAGGACAUUGGAUUUAUAUAUAUUAAGAUAAUAUAUUAUAUAUACUGCGUCGAAACCAAUACUGAUUGAUUCUGCAAGAAUAAUUAUUAAUUAUUAAGUAUUUAGUUUUAUGUCUUUAUGAGUACUUGUGUAUUAAUACAAAAAUGUAAUAUUCGUCAUAUAUUUCCGAUUAUUUAAUCUUAUUGUGAUUUUUUUUAUAUUAUUUAUAUCAAUACAAUUUAAGAAUUUGACUGCUUUCAAAUCUCUAUAAUACCGUCCAUACUGUGUAUUCCAUUGAUAGAAAUAUAUAGUUUUAUAGUACUUAAGAUAAAAAUAAUUUGACAUGGAAUUUGUUUUAGUUUAUUUAUAAUGAAUUCACUGAACACAAUUUUUGUUUGAGUUUGAAAAAUGUAUUUUAAUAAUGAACCAUUAGUAAUUAGUUAAAUUUAUACUUUCUUAGCUGCAUUAUAGUAGUUUUAGACAAUAAUUAUAACAUAUGCUUCUCUUACAUUUGUUUGUACGCAUUAAUACUCUGCUAAAAACUAUUCAGUAUUGAUUUCAUUAAUUGAUAUACUAUUGAAACUGGCAGGACCCAAGUAGUUCGCGUGUAAUAUAUUUAACUUGGUAGUUUAUGAAGAAGGGUCACUGUGAAUGACUUGAGGGUGUUUCUGACAUCAAUGUGACAACAUGUGACUACAUGUGACAUGUUAGAACGGCUUAAUAUUACAGCAAUAUUAAUUAACUACGCAUAUUUGACGCACAAGUGAGAAAGCAUUUGCAAAUAAAUUCAAAGAUUGUGUGUGAAGUUGACUUACUCGUAUUGGGCCAGUAUGGUCAACUGAUAUGAAAAUACGUAAAAAUGAGUAUUACUGGGAUAGUUAAAACCAGUAAUGUACACCUUAGAAUUUACUAAAGUGAUGACGACCUGAUAGCCGAAUAAUGCGUGAACAAUUUGUGCGUUAGCGAGAGGUAUAUUUUGUGAAAAAAAAUUAUAUUUUUUUUAAAGAAAUUAUAUGAUCAUUUAAAACGUGCCCACUAUAGUAAUAAUAAUACAAAGAAUUCAAUUGCAGUAUUUUUUUUUGAUUGCAAAAUAGUCAAUCUCAUACAACUCUGAAAGAGCAGCGUCAUUCACAGCACGAAUCUAUCAUAAAUCGCGUUUUUUGUUUACAAUAACCAACUCGUUACACAAACCGCAUAAUGAUACCUCGAGUAUUAUAAACUUAAGAUAUAGAACACAAGGCAUAACAGAGGAUAACCUCUGAUCCGUCCCGCGUAUUAUUCAAAAUGCUAAGGAGCAAAUGUCUUGUCAAUCAAAAAUCGGUUGCAGUUACAGUAUAUUGGCUUACCUUUUUUAUCUUGCUCUCAAUCUGUUAGAGAUGUUCUUCUCUCUUGCGCACUUUGUUUAUUCGCUAGUAUGUUGUAAGUCUAUGGUUUAUGCGACGUACAAGUAACAUUUGCCUAUACAUAUUAUAUUCAAAUAUUAUGUGUGAAGUUAACUAACUCGUACUGGGCCUGUGUGUUCAACUGACAACUACAGACACAAUAUAGUAAUAGAACAGUAUUUUAAAUUCAUACUAGAGCGCCCGUAUCGACGCACGCACACAUACACAUGGUUUACACGGCCGCUUAGCAAUCUUGGGAAGACAAAACCAUUGAGUGCCACGCCGGAUGCCGCAGAGACUGGUCGCUAUCCGAGUUAAAUUAGCUGCGCCGCGCCGUCCACUUCGUAAUUUUUUUCGUAUGUACCAACCCUAGCCCUCCGUCCAGACGUAGUUUUAAAUUUCAAAGCGACCGUUGAGUUACGCAACUGUUCUAUUAUGUACUUUUAUUGUACGGGGCUGUUUUCACACAAAAUGGGCUAAAAAAUAAUGUAACCCAUAAUGAUAAAACGAAUAUACACACUGAACUGUUAAAUGGGACAUUUUACAAGAUGUCGUCAUUGGCCCACAACCUUUAAUUGUAUUCCGUCCAUGUGGUAAUCAUACGUAUACAUUUAAUUUUAAGAUUGCUUAGAUGUUAUUUUUGUAAGCACGUCUUGAUAAUGUGAUCAUCACAAAACUGAAUUAUAUAUUUUGCUACUUAAUAA
Molecule: messenger RNA, 5161 nt
Organism: Leptidea sinapis
Lineage: Eukaryota; Metazoa; Arthropoda; Insecta; Lepidoptera; Pieridae
Gene: pck
Exons: 5
Coding region: 137-877 (246 amino acids)
Biological process (GO): regulation of tube size, open tracheal system; septate junction assembly
Cellular component (GO): membrane; septate junction
Source: RefSeq, a predicted model, not a curated record